Molecule: messenger RNA, 1621 nt
Organism: Pelagomonas calceolata
Lineage: Eukaryota; Pelagophyceae; Pelagomonadales; Pelagomonadaceae
Source: the annotation of a GenBank genome assembly
AUUCUGGCCGGCCCUUACUCGCCGCCGCGAUUCUUAGUUGCAAGUUUAACCCCACCGGGCUGCCAACAAUGCGCGCGUUUGCCUUCAUUUGCUUCGCUGUUGGAGCACCUGAUGCGUGGGCACUGCUGGACGCCCGCCGCGUGCUGAGGGGCAGCAACCGGCUCCUGAGCACCGCCAACUUCGGGCAGCUAAAGGUAACGGCCUCCGACGCCGCGUCGGGCGACCAAUUCGGCGUCUCCGUGGCGAUUGACGGCGAUACCGCCGUGGUCGGGACCUAUGGAGGGGAAGCCGCCUACGUCCUCCGCACGACCGACGGCGGCGCCACGUACGACGAGGUGGCCAAGCUGACUGCAAGCGACGCCGCGUAUAGCGACUACUUCGGCAGACACGUGGCCAUCGACGGCGACACCGUUCUGGUCGGAGCCUACUUCGAGAACAAUCGAAGGGGCGCGGUCUACGUCUAUCGCACGACCGACAACUGGGCCACGCACACGGAGACAAAGCUGACGGCCUCCGACGCCGCGGAGGGGGACUACUUCGGCUGGUCCGUGGCCAUCGACGGCGACACCGUCGUGGUCGGAACCAUGAGUGGGGCAGCCGCCUACGUCUUACGCACGACCGACAACUGGGGCACGCACACAGAGAUAAAGCUGACGGCCUCCGACGGCGUGUCGAGCGACGAUUUUGGCUACUCCGUGGCCAUCGACGGCGCCACCGUCGUGGUCGGGGCCUGGUACGACGCCGACAAUGGCUCCAUGUCGGGCUCGGCCUACGUCUUCCUCACGACAGACGGCGGCACCACGUACGACGAGGUGGCCAAGUUGACGGCCUCCGAUGGCGCGUACGGCGACAACUUCGGCGUCUCCGUGGCGAUCGACGGAGACACCGUCGUGGUCGGGGCCGAGCAAACUUAUAGUGAAGGUCCGGGGGCGGCCUACGUCUACCGCACGACCGACGGCUGGAGCACGCACACAGAGAUAAAGCUGACGGCCUCCGAUGGCGCUUCGGAAGACCUCUUCGGCCACUCCGUGGCGAUCGACGGCGAAACCGUUCUGGUCGGGGCCUACGAGGCCGACCCCGUCCCCCGGGACUCGGGCUCGGCAUACGUCUUCCGCACGAGCGACGGCGGCGCCACGUACCCCCAGGUGGCCAAGCUGACGGCCGCCGAUGCAGCGGCGUUCGACGAGUUCGGCCACUCCGUGGCGAUCGACGGCGGCAUCAUCGUGGCCGGGGCUCCCUAUGAUAGCGGCGGCUCGGUCUACGUAUUCUCGCCUCCUGCUCCUACGGUGCAGCCAACGCCCCGUCCGACCUGGACGUUUCAGCCGACGCCCCAGCCAACGGUGUCGCCCAAGCCCACAACGCCCCAGCCGUCGACCGCGGCGCUUGGAUCGGACUCGGCGACGCGGGCGGGCGGCACGCUCGCGACGGCCCUCCUCGCGUUCGCCGCGACGGCGCUCGCUCUAUAGGUGCUCCGCCGAGUCGCGCAAUUCAUCCCAUUCCCUCAUUCCGCUCAGAAUCCCCUGGUCUCUGGAGUCGGCGCGCUCCCAAGUUCCGCGCGUCCUCCCCUACGCCGCCGAGCAGACGCGCGUGCUUGCGGCUAGUAAAAUUCUUGAUUCUUGUA